This is a messenger RNA of Ziziphus jujuba (common jujube), 582 nucleotides long. RefSeq lists its product as uncharacterized. Bases 1 to 582 code for a protein of 193 amino acids. The transcript is spliced from 2 exons. Lineage: Eukaryota; Viridiplantae; Streptophyta; Magnoliopsida; Rosales; Rhamnaceae. The record is from RefSeq and is a predicted model, not a curated record.
AUGAUGUUUACUUUCCUUUAUACUGGUUGGGAGGGCACUGCAAAUGAUUCAAGAGUUUUUCUUGAUGCAAUUACAAGAUCUAAGAAUAAAUUUCCAUUACCUAAAGAAGGUGAAUAUUAUGUUAUUGAUUCUGGAUUUCCCUGUACCGUGGGUUUUCUUCCUCCAUUUCGAUGUGAAAGAUAUCAUUUGCAAGAAUACCAUGGUAGAGGUCGCCAACCAAGAGGAUCAAAAGAAUUGUUUAAUUAUAGGCAUUCUUCACUUAGAAAUGUUAUUGAACGUUGUUUUGGUGUGUUGAAAGUGCGGUUUCAAAUUUUAAAAAUGAUGCCACCUUAUAAACAAAGUAGACAACCUUUGACAGUUAUAGCUUGUUGUACACUACAUAAUUUCAUUCGAAAGUGGGCAUACAAUGAUGUUAUGUUUAGACAAUGGGAAGAAGAAGAACAAGAGAUUGAAGAUGAAGAAGCUGGUACAAGUGGAUCAAACAAUAGUAUAGAUUUGUCAGACGAAGCAACAACAGCUAUGGUAGCUUAUCGAAAUCAGCUUUCACAAGUAAUGUGGCAUGAAUAUGUUAGUAAUAUGUAA